GGUUCACCAGAUAAGACUCCGCUGCUCAUGUGGAGGAGUGGGGAACCAAACCCGCUUCUCCAGAUUAGAGUCCCCCGCCUCUAACCCCUAACCCAGGCUGGCUGUUUCAAGAAAGGGAGUUUAGCUUGUGACUGAGAGCAUUACAAUAAGGAGUCUGGGACUGUCUGAGGUUAUCUGGACUAUUGGCAAGAGGGGGUUUGGAGCCACCUGGGGUGCUCCUGUAGUAGGCUGUGUCCUGGACAAUUUGUGCUGGAUGGCGUAGAGGUUUCUGUUUCUCUGUGUGGCUCCAAUCCAAGAGGGUGGGUUAUCGAAAAGAGGGCAUGUGUGUACCAGAGGGCAGAUGACAACCAGUCCAAGAAGAAGGAACAGAUAGGAGGCCAGGCGUCAGGAGAAAACUAAUAGGGUUAUGUACAGAUGUAUCUGCUCUCUGUGUGUGUUUGGGUAAGGGUCUCCAUACUCCUGCUUGGGAACACGAGUGACCGUGUGAGAAACGGGUUCUUCGAUAAAUACACAGUCAACAAGGAUGUAGGCCGGUGGUUUCCAACCUGGGGCAUAAAUAAAUAAAAGAUCCCGGGACGCCACCCAAGGAGGGAGGAGUGAAGGCGUGUGACGAAGAGGCUGCAGGAAGAGAGGGAGUAUGAAAACCGGACAGAUGGAAGGAGGGAAGAAGAGGAAACUUUCCGGGGAUUUCUGAGAACGGCCAGUGGACUUCCUGGACGUGGCUGGACAGAGCAGCGACAGGCUCCAACUGUAGCGACCGGGAGGAUAACAAGGGGUGCUUUUCUGUGCGUCUCUGCUGCUUUUGGCACGACCUCUUGGCAGGAGGCAGCGGAUCAGGGCGACUACAAAAGCAGGAAGCAGCGAAACGGGACGGUCCUGUGAGUCACCCCGAGCUGUGGAGCGAAGAAGGCUUUUUUUGGAAAGAUGCCCAUCCUCAAGCAAUCUCCGGUCUCCCACUCCAAGAAGCGGCCCCGCCUGGACCGGGCCAUGAUCAGCGCCCCUUUGGGGGACUUCAGGCACACGAUGCACAUCGGCCGGGGCGGAGACGCUUUUGGGGACACGUCGUUCCUCAGCAACCACGGGGGCUCCAAGGCCAACGGGCUGGCCUCGGAGGUCUCCGGGUCUCCAGACCACCUCUCUGUUUCUGGAGCGGAUUCCGGCCAUUUUGAACUGCUGUCUCCCCCGGGGAAGGGGGGAAAUGGCGUGAUCCAGAGCCCGGCAACGUCAACCCCUGACGGAAGCUAUGUGGUCAUGGAAGACCAGCAGCCGCAGGUGGCCCACGAAGAUGCCAGCUGGAACCUUCACCAGAAGAUCUCCUUAGAGAGCCCCGCUCUGGAGUACGGUGAGUCCUUUCUGUCCUUCCAGCUGGACCUCGGGCCUUCCAUCUUGGACGAGGUCCUUGGAGUGAUGGAUAAAGACUGGGACAGUAUCAAGGACCUGGACCAGGGACCACUGAGGACCGAAAGCCUGAGCCCAGUUGGGCACCAUCUUCACCAUGCCGUUGAUGAUGAGGACGACGAGGGAGGGAAGAUGACGAUGAGGAGGACAUGGGGCAGUCAUACAGCUUUGAGGGGAUGAGCAAAGGCAAGAGAUUAAUAUAGGGAGGAAGGAGUGACACCGGUCUGUCUCUCCUUGGCUUCUCUACUCCUCUUCCUUCCUCCAAACACUCCUCUCUGCAGAGUUUCCCAGUAGUGGGCAGCUAGCCGCCCACAGGCCACUAGCCUGUCCUGCAGAUGACCGCUGGUUGGCCUGCUGCUUCUCUUUGGCCCUCAAAGAAGCCUGAUAGCUUUACAACCCCUCCUAGCUGACUCCAAGAGGAAGACGGACAGAGGCACACCAGGUGCACUCCCCCUCCGUGACUGCUGAAAUCUCCCGUUUGAGGAAAGGCAUCGGGCUGGUUUCUAGGUCUGGCCAUGGCGAAUGAAUGAACGAACGAAUGAAGGGGAGAAAGGGAAAGGACUUGGCUUCUCAGCUUGGAGAUUGGCCUUCAGGCCAGCCAAGUGAUACGUGAAAGAACACUCGCUCUGAAAAACGGGGUUGCGGUGCAGGCCCAGUAGUGGUUUUCCUUUCUCGUACCCCCUCACAAGGCCUGGAAUGGUAGAACUCUUCCACGCACACAAUGUUUGGCCCCUGCUGAGAAAUGCAUCUUGGUUCCUAGCCGCCUUGUGUCUGUCGAACGGACGGACAGCACGUGUGGACGUGUCGAGAACUCCUCCGUGUCACUGUCUUCCCAUUCUGCCUUUCAUUUCUCAGAACGCCAUUUUUUUAAAA
Messenger RNA from Sphaerodactylus townsendi, 2271 nucleotides. It is a transcript of the gene CDC42EP5, whose product is annotated as CDC42 effector protein 5. The coding region runs from base 925 to 1578 and encodes 217 amino acids. The transcript is spliced from 3 exons. The record is from RefSeq and is a predicted model, not a curated record. Lineage: Eukaryota; Metazoa; Chordata; Lepidosauria; Squamata; Sphaerodactylidae.